AUGAGCUACAGGGGAAAGAAGCUCGAGGCCUUUACACCGCAGGCGCCGCGAAAAAACCCGAAAGAGAGCUCGCUCCGGCUGAGAGUCAUCUUUUUAGAUGAUAGCGAGCACAUUUUUGAAAUGGAGCAAAAGGUACUGGGAAACGACUUCUUCAAUGCGGUGUGUGGACACCUGAAACUUUUAGAAAAGGAAUACUUUGGGCUCGAAUUCCGGCAUCGCUGUGGCAGUUAUGUUUGGUUGGAACUGCUGAAGCCUCUGGUGAAACAGGUAAAAAACACCAAUGAUUUGAUCUUCCGUUUUAUUGUCAAGUUCUUUCCCCCUGAUCCAGGGCAGCUGCAAAAGGAACUGACCAGGUACCUGUUUGCUCUGCAGAUCAAGCAGGAUCUGUCCAAUGGCAGUCUGACGUGUAACGACAACAGCGCAGCCCUGUUGGUUUCCCAUCUGCUUCAGGCGGAGAUCGGGGACUAUGUCGAGGAGCUGGACAUGCAGCACCUGGAGAGCAAGAAGUACGUGCCCAAUCAGGAGUGCCUUCUCAGGAAGAUCCUACGCUUUCACAAACGACACAGGGGUCAGACUCCAGCAGAGGCCGACGCCCAGCUCCUGGAAGUGGCGCGUAAGCUGGAGAUGUACGGUAUUCGUCCUCAGGUGGCCAGUGACGGGGAAGGCAUGACGAUUAACCUGGCUGUCACUCACUCUGGGGUCCACGUCUUUCAGGGGAAUACCAAAAUAAACACUUUCAGCUGGGCCAACAUCCGUAAACUCAGUUUUAAGAGAAAACAUUUUUUGAUAAAGCUCCAUGCAAAAAUUGUGCCCUCUCGUAAGGACACAGUAGAGUUCACGAUGGCCAGCCGUGACGUGUGUAAAGCGUUCUGGAAGAUGUGUGUGGAGUAUCACGCUUUCUUUCGCCUCUCGGAGGAACCCAAGUCUCGGCACAAGUCUCUCCUCUACAGCAAGGGUUCCUGCUUCAGAUACAGCGGCCGAACCCAGAGGCAACUGCUGGACUGUGUUAAAAGAAGUGAGAGGAAGAACUUGCCCUUUGAAAGGAGGUACUGUAAGGAGUAUUACGACACGCGGCAGUGCAGGUCCUCCCCAGACCUCCUCACAGAUGUCUCUAAGCAGGUAUACGAGCAGUCCUGCGGUUUUCCUCGGACAGACUGCGCUCAGGGCGGGAUGCGCAGUCGCUCUGCGGUGGAGGUUCUCCAGAUGGAGCCUUCCCAGUCCACGGCGCCCCUACCUUCCGCUUUCGCCCAGUCCCGCUCGUCCUCUUUCUCUGGGGCGGAACCGGGAACCUCCGCGGCUCACCUGGGCCCCGGGCCGGCGGCGCGCUGGUUCCGCGGGGACGACUGGACGGCGCGGUGCUGCGGGUGGAGUCGCGGGGACGGCGGAGGCCUGCAGAGAGGACGCCUGGUGGCCAACGUGCCACCGCUGGUCCUGCUCUACCCGAACCCCCAUCACCACCCCCACGGCUGCAUGGGUCUCCACCCACUGCUCCCCUUCUACCCCAUCACCUGCGCCUCCCCGCUGCUCCUUCCCCGGUGCCCCCACCAGCCGCCACUGCACGCCUGCUUCCUCGACGACGCCAUCCGCUCGUCCAGUUUCUCCGGCCCCUCGGCCGACGUGUCCCCGCUGCGGCGGCGACAGCGUUACGGGGGGCUGGCGUUGGGCUACCCGUCGGGGCUCUACGUGGGUACGCUGGCCGGCUGCGGCCGACUGGAUCACAGCAGAGAGGAACUGGGCCACUUCAGCGACGACUCCAGUUACCAGUCGGCGCUGCCCCGCCGGUCCCUGAGCCAGUCCGACAUGAAGCUGCUGCGACCGCUGCCGGCCGCCGCCCCCGCCGCCGAAUUUCGCCCGCUCGGGCAUUACCCGCACCUGUCUCGACGCCAGGCCCCGCCCAGGCCCACCCACCUGCCGCUACGCUCCGCCUCCUCACCCCCGCUGCCCGAGCGGCCGUCCUCCGUUUGCGUGUCCGGCGGCGGCGGUGGCUGCAGGGGGGAGACGAGCCACAGCGAUUCGGACUCAGACACGUUCUGUCCGUUUUACUGCCCCGGGAUGGACAGGCUGGUCCGGCCGGGACCGCUGGCGAGGAUGCGGAUCUCCUCGGGAAGUUUGCAGCUGGACGAGGAAGAGGAGGACUCUUUAAAUCCGGCUGAAAAAGAGGGCGACUCCACGACUGACAAAGGCAAGCCCUGA
Chanos chanos (milkfish) is the source of this 2193-nucleotide messenger RNA. RefSeq names its product FERM domain containing 7 (gene frmd7). Gene Ontology annotation, molecular function: cytoskeletal protein binding; guanyl-nucleotide exchange factor activity. NCBI's taxonomy places the organism in Eukaryota, Metazoa, Chordata, Actinopteri, Gonorynchiformes, Chanidae. Gene Ontology annotation, cellular component: cytoskeleton. The record is from RefSeq and is a predicted model, not a curated record. The coding region runs from base 1 to 2193 and encodes 730 amino acids. The transcript has 12 exons.